Molecule: messenger RNA, 11479 nt
Organism: Monomorium pharaonis (pharaoh ant)
Lineage: Eukaryota; Metazoa; Arthropoda; Insecta; Hymenoptera; Formicidae
Product: protein bric-a-brac 2
Exons: 3
Coding region: 1097-2563 (488 amino acids)
Biological process (GO): regulation of transcription by RNA polymerase II
Cellular component (GO): nucleus
Molecular function (GO): DNA binding; protein binding
Source: RefSeq, a predicted model, not a curated record
GCACGGUGCCACCACUGCCGUUCGAGCGAACCGCCGCCGCGUUGCUGGCCCUCUCAGUCGCGACGCGCUCGUCACGGGGUGCAGAUCGUACGCCGUUCGUCGCCUCGACGCCCUCCGUCGCGCGCAGCACGCGCUUCUCACGCGGACAGUACACCCGCCGGUACGUCGCACGGCGUUUGUUCGCGAGCGGCAUUCGUAUCCGUAAAAAAAAAACGCGCGAUCUCGUCGCCGGGAACCGUCGCAAGCAACGUCGUCGCCGUCGUGAUCGUUGUCGUCGCGUUUCGAAAGGUGGUUCGUUGGUGGUGGGUGGUUGACACAAAGUGAAGCCUGACUUUUUUCCCUCUCUCUCGGACAAAAAAAAACGCUUCCUCAACGUGAAGGACACACUUCGGACUAGACUAAAGUUAAGUGGCAGCAGCUAGCGACUGUAAGGAAAAAGAGAGAAAAAGGGAGAGAGAGAGAGAGAGAGAGCAGAAGGAUCAAGUGUGUGCCGCGUGGUGCAUCGAAGUAGGGACGUGAUUUCCCCUUCCCCCUCACCCUCUAGGGACUAUCCUGAUCCCUUGGGAGAGACUCCCCGGUCGUGUAUGAUGUUUCGUUGGGGGAGACAAGGCGAACUCUAACUCUUUUUUUUUUUUCCUUUCGAAAGCGGGCGCGGGAGUGGAUCGGAGAGUGCUCGAGUGCGGUGUAUUCCGGGCCACGUUUCGGAGCUAGGCUAAAAGAUGCUCGACCGCGACGUCCCAGCGGGACGAUGACGCCCGUGUCGGUUCGCGUCUGACAGAUCCGCGCCACGUUGCCACGAGGCGCGCGGAUAAAAGCUCUCUCGCACUCUCCCCCCGCGACGUUUCGCGCGGACAUCUGGAGGUUUUGCGUGUGGCUGUGCAUGUGUGUGUUGCAGAUGCGGCCUCGUUGCUGAUACGAUCUAGCCGUGAAGCCGUUGCCGAGAAGCCGGGUCGAGACGCACCACGAGGAGGAGACUAGAGAGCAAGAGAGAAAGAGAGAGAAACGGAGCGGACAAGGAAGAGGAAGGUGGAAAGGAAGAAAGGGAGACUCACCUAGAGAAUUAGAGGAGAAAGAGGAAACAAAUAGGAACUGCAUUAUGACGCAACAAAGCGGAGCUGGGUCACCCCAGCAGUUCUGCCUGCGCUGGAACAAUUAUCAGACCAAUCUGACCAACGUCUUCGAUCAGCUCCUACAGAGCGAAAGCUUCGUGGACGUGACCCUGGCCUGCGACGGGCACAGCGUCAAGGCCCACAAGAUGGUCCUGUCGGCCUGCAGCCCGUACUUUCAGGCGCUCUUCUUCGACAAUCCCUGCCAGCAUCCGAUAGUCAUCAUGAAGGACAUCAAAUGGCCGGAGCUCAAGGCCGCGGUCGAGUUCAUGUACAAGGGCGAGAUCAACGUCUCCCAGGAACAGAUCGGGCCGUUACUCAAGGUCGCGGAGAGCCUCAAGAUCCGCGGCCUCGCGGACGUUAACAGCGAGCAGGAGCUGACGUCCAGGCCGACCCUCGAGGAGGUCGCGACCGCGGCCCUGCAACGGAAGAAGCGCCGCCGGAUGUCCGGCGAGCGUUCGCCGACCGGCACCAGCCCGGAACGCGUUGGCUCCGGUAGCAUCGGCCCCGACGAUCAGGACAUGAUCGGCGCCAACAUUGUCGUCCCCGAGAUUCACAGCAUGGUGCCGUCGACCGCCAGCUCGACCCCGAGGUCCCUCGGCUCGCCCAGCACGCCCAGCGUCUCCGUAACGCCCCAGAUCAACCUGCAGGAACUUCCGGUCUCGCUGCCCUUACCGCCACCACCGCCGCCACCACCGCAGGGACAGCAGAGCUCGCAUCCCCUGUCGACUCACCACGUGCCCGGCCACGUGACUUCCGGUCCGCACGCGCCCGUCAACCACCUGGGCGGCCACGGCCAACAGCUCAGCGUGCAGCAGCAGCAGCAACAGCAGCAACAGCAACAGCAGCAGCAGCAGCAGCAACAGCAUCAUCAGCAGGGCGCUGGCAAUCAGUCCGGCGAUGACCUCGAGAUCAAGCCCGGCAUCGCGGAGAUGAUUAGGGAGGAGGAAAGGGCCAAGUUGUUGGAGUCGUCCCACGCUUGGCUCGGCGCCUCCACCUCCAGUAUAGCAGCUGACUAUACGAACCUGCUGAAGCUGAAGGCGCCCACGUGGACGCGGCACGAUCUCCAGGAGGCGAUCGAGGCCGUAGUGACUCAGAAGAUGCGCUUCACCCAGGCGUCCACCAAGUACGGGAUCCCGAAGGGUACCCUCUACGACAACAUCCUCGGCAAGUCCAAGAGAAUGAUGAUCCUCGAGGAGACCGCACUCGAUCCGGGCGAGGAGACGGCGGUCCUCGAGUUCUGCUGCGACAUCAGCGUCAGCCCGUACAAUCGGCGGACGAAAAAGUCCCUGAAUGCGAUACUGAACUUCGUCGAGCGCCUCAGGCGGAAGCACGAUCCCGGCUUCAUGUUCACCGGGCUGUCGGGCUUCCGCUGGUGGUGGGCCUUUUGCAAGAAGCACUCGAUAGUCUCGCUCUACGUCAACGACGAGAACGAGAACGGUGCCGAUUCCUCUUAACGUCGCCGGUCACGGUCGUCACCGAGUCGUUUACCGUGGAGCUUUUCGUGACUGCGAAGAGAGAGAGAGAGAGAGAGAGAGAGAGAGAGAGAGACGAUUUUAAUUUUAAGGAGCGUGUCGAAUUACGUACGUAAAUCGGUGGAUUCCCGCGCGGCGCACAUUCGUGCACCGAUCCUUUUCUCUUAACGCUUCCUCUCUAAAAUUUCGUGGAGGGGAAGUUCUAUCGGUACAACUUUUCGAGUGGUUUGCCUCUAAUAACAGUUAAAGUUUCGCUCUAUAGAGUUGCAAACCACUCGAAAAUUAUACCGGCAGUAUUAUCACUUCUUUGGAGUGAGAGGUUUCGCUCUAUGAAAUUUAAAGAAUUAUAGAUGUAGCAUUCGACUUUUCACUCACAAUUAUAGUGAAAUUCAAUUACGUACUCUUCACUCUUUAAAGCCAGCCAGAUGCUUGUUUUCGUACUGGAUUGCUCGCUGGAGGGAAAUACUCUGUUCUGAUUGGGUGCGUUUUUCGAAGAUGAAUGAAAACCAAUCAAAUCAGGAUAUUUCCAUUUCAGCAAGCAAUCUUGUAAACGAAAACUAGCAUCCUGUGCCGCUGGCUCCAAUCUCGUAGAGUAAAACUCUAGAAUGGUGAAAAUUGGGCUUGUACUUAUAUAGUGAUUUGCCACUCUUGCAGGACCGAAUAAGAUUCCUCUCUGACUCUUAUUAGGGUAGCAAUUUAUACUUGACGAAGUUUAAAGAGUAAAUUUUACAGUCGCUCAAAAAUUGUCAAAUUUUCACCGUGUAGGAGUAAAUUUUGACUCUAUAGGAGUGAAUAUCGCUACUCUUAUUAGAGUAACAAAUUAUUUGAAAAGUUGCACAAGCCCAAUUUUCACUCUACAAAAGUGAAUUCUGGCAAGAAAAUUGUACUCAAUUUUUAGAGUGACGUUUUCUCCACGAGAUUUAGAAAAACGAAGAAAAUCUGCUCCGUUUCUUUAUUUGAUCCGAAGAGGACGGUGAACACCUUUGAAUACUCGAUCUUUUCGACGGACGUUGAUUCUUGUUAAGUAGAAUUGCGCGAAAGUGUAAUCCGAAGAGUGAGAUUCCAUCGCGUCUCUGUCUCCCGCGACUGCGAGAAUAACGGCAAAUCCCUUUGCCUCGCGGGCAAGAAUAAAGAAAAAUGUGGAAAAUUUAACGUCUUCCUCUUUUUCUCGGCCGGGACAACGAGUUCAUUCAGGCGGCAUUAAGGCAAGAGGGAAAUACGGUAAAGUCACGGAUUCUCGAACGGCGUGCCGUCGGGCGCGACGCAAUCUUUACUCGCCUUCCUGAUACGCGAUGUACUCGCAUUCUCGGACCGUAAAAAAAUAAAUGGUUAAAAAUGGUGACCGGCGCGUUCUAGGAGAAGGCAACGUCGCGUUCAAGCACAGCGCAUCUCGAAAGAUCAUCUGACCAUUCAUAGAGCUUCAAUUACAAAAACAUUGGAAAAAAAAGGAAUUUAGUAAUAAUAAUGAUGCUUUUUGAUGAAAUAAUUGCAGUUGAAUGUGCGUAACUAUUAGUAACAUUUAGUAAUUACAUUAAUGGUAACUAAAUCUAAUAAUAGUAAUUAAACUGUUACUAAACGAUUACUAAACACAGGACCACAAAUUCUUUCGGGAGUUUAUCCGAACCAGAUUAGGUAUUUCUUAUAGAUUUUAGGUCACUGAAACCGAAUACGAACCCCAUCACACGUCAGGGUUUUUAUUUAUUUGAGAAAAAAAAAGACCAAAAUCUGGGGUAAAAUAUUAAGUAGCAGGUCGCAAUCGCCUGAAUGGGUUAUCGGGUUUGUGGGUCCAGGGUUUAUGGGUUCACAAGUUCAUGGGUAAACGAGCAGUGCUUCAGGCGACCUGUUGUUUUAUCCUUGAUUUGGGUGUUUUUUUCUCGAAUAAAUAAAAAACCUGACGUAAACGGGUUGGACGGGCUCUGGAUCCUCCCCCCCCCCCGGUUUCAACGAUUUAAAUCCAUGAGAAAUAUCUGGUCUGGUCCUAGCAAACUUUCCUAAAAACUUUGCCUUAUGAAACGGUUACCAACCGUUACUAAAAUUCAUUAUAUAAACUGAAUCUUUAAUGGAAAUUGUUUCACCAAAGCUUAUUCUGCCCGUCGUCACCUAGGCUCGAUUACCGAAUUCUUUUUUUUUUUCAAUUGCUCAAGUGAAAAACGAGCCACUCGAAACGUCUUCCGGACACAUUUCGACACGUACGCGCGUAAUCGCUGAUCCUUCUCCGUCUUUUUCCCCCCCCGCUUUUCGAUCGAGCACUUGUAUGAUUCCUCCGGAGCAUGCGCGCGCGGUGCCGACAAUCGACGCGCAAUCCGUAGACUUCAACGCGGAAAAUCGCUGCACAAGCAAGGUCGCAGGAAGAAUUUGCCUGCUAAUUGAAAAUCGAACGGCCCCGCGCGCGGCGUUUGCGUCGUGUGGCGUUUGCUCGAGCAGCCGCCGCGCGAAAUGAUAACGCGGUAAAAUCGACGUGGGGGGGGAAGGGGGAGGGGGGAACGGAGGGAGACUUUAAUCGGCAAAAAAUGUCUACGUUCGAUUAAAUUUAAUAUCCAUCGGAAUCGAUUGCAUCAACGGCGAUUAGCGCGGUUAUUCCCACGCGACAAUAUUCCCCCGAUCCCUUUUUCCCUCUCCGGUUCUCCGACGCUUCUGAAGUAAUAGAAUUUCCAUGACAUGUUAUACAAUAAGAGAACUCCCGUUAAUUUAUUUGCGGAUAACAACUCGAUUCGCAUUGAGAAACGCACGCGGGAAAUAUUUGUGGUAUAAAGUGGGAGAGGAAGUGGCGGAAAUGCGCAUUCGAGAUAUUGAGCUUUUGUGAAGAAAGCUGCGCGAUUCGUGAUCUCAAAACGAUUGCGUUUCUUCUUUUACGUUUGUUCAAUCUUUUUUUUUUUUUAUUAUUAAUCGUUCGUAAAAGUCGCAACGAGAGAGAAGUGCGAUGUCGGUACCGUCAACGGAGAAGGAAAGAGCGGUAUGUUUUCGGACGCGUCGGACGUUUCGAGGAGCUCGCUAUCGCGCAUUCUUGCGAAUCAUACUCGUGAAUGAUUUAGCGUGUAAUGAGGUCAGUGCCUUUUCCCACUCAUCUCUCCGUCUUCCACGUAAUUUAAUCGACGAGCGCGCGAAGAGAGAUGUGUGUACACUCAUCUCGCACACACACACAUCCCGCACACUCUUUGUACAGUAUAUGUAUACACUUUUUCGACAGUCGUACGUCUCGAAUCGAUGGGACCAAUUUGUCAACGGGUUCGUUAACCGAAUACGCUCAUUGUUGACAAUUAUAUAUUUUCCUAACAGGUUUUCUACGCCUGGCGAGGCGAAGGUGUUUAAGUUAUUAGCGUUGCCAUGUUACCCGCGUCUGCCUUUCCGUCGCCGGCAAUAAUUGCGAGACAUAAUUAAUUUGUAGCGUGUCAAGAUCCCGACAAAGAGAAAGGCGUUCACCGUAAGAAAGUGUACGUACGCGUGUCUCUGCUAACAUUCCAAAUAUGUCUAAUGGAUAAUCGCGCUUAUGAAACGGGCACGCGUAUCCAUUCCUCGUUAGGAAAACAAAAAGAGCGAGGAGCAUUGUUAGAGGAGGUUGAGGAACAUUAGAAAGACGAUUUAUGAACGUGAGGAACAAAUGGAUGAGGGAAGUAUGUCGCCUAUUUACAUACGAGAGCACCGAUUUAGUAUAGUGCGAUAAAUAUUCAAUAAUUGACAAGCAAAAAUGUUUUAUAGUGCGUAUGCGCGCGCGCGAGCGCAAUAUUAUUACAUCGGAACAAGUCGUGCGGGCAUUUGCCGGUUAUUUGUUAUAACGGCAAUAUAAAUAGUGCGGACGUAACGCGCAAGGGAAACAGCCUCGCGGAUAAACGAGUAUUCGAAAGUAGAGCAAAGCGGCGGACCGUAUAAAAGAGAGCUACAUCUAAAUAUAUAUCGGCUCUAUGAAUUCGCCUCGCGGCACGCGACUCGAGUGUUAGAUCGCGAUAAAACACGGGGAGAUCGUUAUUCCGGCUUGGCUGAUAUUAAAAAAAAAAAAAAGCCGCUGGUAAAAAUAAACGCGCGGUGACGUCGCGUGUUUCACAAAUACGCAUAAUCCGCUCGCGAUUAAAGCGAAAUCGAAUUACCCUGACUGGGAAAUGGGGUGAAACUUUGCAGGGAUCUUACACGGUUAAUUCUGUCAGUGGCAGAUUUUUUUCAAUGUUUCCGCUAUGCAUUGAGGAAAAAAAGUUGCUAAUUUGAGUAAAUUUGUUAACUUGAUUAAAUUUAUGAAUAUUUGAACUAGAAAUAAAUUUAAAAUCGUAGAUGGCAUAAUCAUAGAAAUGAAAGAAGAGUUUGCCAAUAAUGGUCAAGACUAAAUAAUAAUUACUAAAGGUCAAGUUUCAAUUAAAUAUUCAGAUAGUCCAACCAAAUAUUUAGUAACCAUUGUUAUUAUUAGAUUCGGUUGCUGUUAAUAUAAUUGCUAAACAUUUAAUUGUAUUAAUUAAACAUUGAACUGAAAUUAUUUUACCAAAUCUCGCUUAUCACUACCGAAUUCUCCUUUUUUCUCAGUGUGUAAAAAUGUUAAUGCAAACUGUCGCACACAUAAUUAUAUUGAUUCAACAUUACCAAUUCAGUAUCACACUGAUGUUGUUAAUUUGACAAAAUUUUUCAACUUGAUUAAAUUUCUUCCAUUCAAGUAUUUAUGCAUUUAACUUAAAUACAUAAAAUACUUGAAUUUAACUAUUUAAAUAUGUAUUUGACUGAAAUGCAUAAAUAGUUGAAUUGAAGGAACUUAAUCAAGUUGAAAAAUUUAGUCAAAUUAACCUCGUUUUUUUUCUCGGUGUACUCAUCAUGUUUAGAUCCCCGUUAUAUGCAGGGCAUAUAUCUUCCUCGUGCGUUUAGCUCUCCGUUUGCGCAAAAAUCUCAUUUCGCGACGCAUAAUACUUGACAGCGCGACGACGAGGAAUGGAUAUUAGAUUACCUCCGCCACCGGAGCGUGUCGCACGGACAGACGGCGACGGCGGCACGAUACUCUUUUAUCGGCGUAUUCGCGUUUCGCGGCCGCGGGGGAGGAGGGGGAGGGACGACUCAAUUACGCGCGCGCGCGCGCGCGCGCGGGGCGCGAGAACAGGAUGGACGGACGUUAACAGGGUCGGUCUACGCUUUAGACUUUUUGCUGCAAUUAUUGACUGCGACUGACGUGUGCGCGUCGCCGGGCAAUAAGCGACUAAUAUCCAGCAAUUAUCGGUCAACACGCUGCAAUUAAUGUCGAGAGCCGUCCGCGCGACAUUAGGGGAGGAGAAAAAGAAACGCGCCGCUAAUUUCCUCCCCCUCGGUGCCGCGCGACAAGGAUGACUCGACAGUCAGAUUUGCAAAACUCGCUGGGAAGAGUUCAGUCCAGGGUGUUUACCGUCGGCUAUAUCUGGAACAUUCGGGGAAUUCCCAGAUAGCGCAGAGAGUUCAAAAAGAACCCAAUUGUAUGUCACCAAUUACGUCACCAGUUAUGAAUUCCUUUUGAGAUGCAAAAAGAAUUAUUUUUAUAAAAGUAAUUCUUUUUGCACCUCAAAAAGAAUUGAUAAUUGGCGACAUACAAUUGAGUUCUUUUUGAAUCUCUGUGCUAUCUGGUGUUUUCAUUUCUUUUUCACUCCAGGAAAUCAUGAAUUUUUUUCUAGGGGAAUUUCAUUGACACAUUCAAGCAGUUGUUUUUAAAUUUAAAUUUCGUCUGUAUUUUUUUCUGAUAGAACUGCUUCCGCGGAUUAUUUUUUCUUCAUAAGUGCGAAAUGUAGACGAUCGAUCAGCGAUAAAUGUGGCAUAUCUCGUUCGCUUACAUUCUCGUGUGACUGGUAAGUUUUUAUUAUUAAAAAAAAAAAAAAAAAAACUACAGCAGAAGGCAAUGCUGUUUUAUAAUACAAGACGCGCGUUGUAUUUUAUCACCUUUCGAAUUCUGUACUUCCGGCGAACUAGAUUCACGUGUCGCAGACAGAUCGUUAUAUGCGGUUCAUAUUUUUUAAAAAUACUUCCUCAAAUUUAAUAUUCUUAUUACUUAAACCGGCUCUUUUUCGUGAUCGCAUAAUUCGAGAAUGUAGGGAGCGCAAAAUAAGAAAAUAAAUUCAUUUCAUAACUGCAAUAAAUAAUGCUUCAGUCCUACCUGGAAUUUUCAAUAAAAUUCUCUUGAAGCUUUUUACUUUAUUACAAAAUUCGGGUAAACAUCCUGAUUCCGCCACGGGCCCUCGAUCGAGGUCCGUUGGGGCCCGGCAGACGUCGUCUCCUCUAACGUGGCGCACUUCUCGCGUCACAUUAUCGUCGAUCGUCGCCCUCCUCCCCCCCCAGAGGGGGGGGAGGAGGGAGCGGCGACUUCGUCGCAGUCCGCGUAUUUACGAGCGGCGCGUUAAUUGAAUCCCGGCGAGAACGAUGUAAUAUUAUACCGGUGUUAUCGCGCGUCCGCUAAAAGUGCGACACGCCGAGGUGCGCCUGGGAACGCGCGAGUGGAACGGGGGUGGAGCGCGCGGGUGAGGCGAGAAAAUUAAGUGUGAAUGAGCGGUAUUAAAAUAGGCGUGCGCGACACCUCUCCCCCUCCCCCUCUGAUAAAGUAUCGAGGGUAAAGCGAGGGCGAUAUCUCGCGGCACGGCGGCCGUAAACCCGGCCGCGUUACGAUACGCGAGGAUAAUCGCGUCGCGCGGAUCCAGGAGCGUGAUCCUCGGUAGCGAGGACGAUCUCCUCCCCGCCCGUUCAGGCGCGCUGAUAAGAGACGGCUGGAAAUCGCGAAGGGACCGUUGCGCCGCAAGAGCCGAAAGCGUUUCGCAAGAGGAAAGCCCGUUCACGACUCCGUCCUGGAGUGCUACUGUGCUGUAUACGUAAAUUGUUGAAUGUUAAUUCAGGUUUGGUACGGUUUUCGUUAUUGAAGUUUCGACAGCUUAAAAUAACGUCGAAUAAGAUUUUGCUUGCGUUGAGAUAGUUUUGUUACGUUUUGAUAGUUCGCAAUCUGUGGGGUGAAAUAAAAUGUGUUAAUUUUGUCGGUGUGUAUUCACCCGGAGCAGUUAAUGUUUAUAGAAAAAUAUGCGUAGCACUGUUGGGAUUCAUACUGCGUAAGUAGAAAACGAGAUGCUGAACAACGAGAGGAAAUUGUACUUAGUGCCUUUUUUUAGAUGAAAGAUAUUAUAGAUAAAAUCAAGGGGGGUAUUUCAGUCUACGGUGCGAAAAAGUGUGCCUAUUUUUGUAACAUUUAGUCGUAUCGAAAUUUGUAGAUAUCUGUUAAAUGCGUAGUGGACGUGUAAAAGCGAUAGGAGAACACGUGCAGCAGUUUUCUAUUUAAAAAAAAAAAAAAAAAAAAAAAAUUUCCAAAAAUAAGGAAAUCUGUUGCGCUCUGGACUAAAAUAUCCCCUUCGCGCGAUGACGGAGUUUUCGAGAUCCGCAUUCUCGUCUCCCGAUCCUUGAUCUGUAGUCCGCCUGAUAUUGUCACUCGAAUUCAGCGUCACGCACGUCAAUAGCAUAACGUAACGCGGGUCCAAGGCCCGUUUGCACCGGAUUCGGAUUCAACAUCGAUCUAACUCGCACUUCCCGUCUCUUUCCAGUUCCAAGAAUGAGAGGAAGCGCGCGCGGAAGGCAAUUCAGCCUCGGAAAUUAAUUUACGUCGGUGCAAACGGGCCUAAAAAUAGGCCUCGACCGGCCGCGCGUGCGUGUUUUCCCGACGAAUUGUAUUAAUCGUCAAAUUGAUCAGGGGGCUUAAUUAGAGCCAAUAACUGAACGAUCAAAUAAUUGUUGCGAAUUGAGGCCGGCCAUACGUGCCAUACGCGAGUGGCGGAAGUAACCGAACGCGAACGCUUCACCGGCGCUCUUUUCCCAACGUCAUCGCAAGCCUCCCCGGUCCCCUUCGAUCGAGAUCUUCUCAUUCGAUCAUAAAUUUCCCAUCCGCACGCGGCGGACGCUGAAAAAAAUACUCCGCCACGUAAGGGAGACUCUUGUAAACGCGUUGUAUAAGUUGUGGGGCGUGUGAUAUAUCGGCGGCGCGCGCUAAGCGACUCUUUGUUGCGAGGCAUAUCCCCCGAUAUUACGGUAAAGCAAUUACGAAUGAAUUAGCGACCGUUGGCCUGCAAUGUUGUUUCCCGUUUAGGGGUUGUAAGGAUAAUCGCCGGACGCGAGAUGUUAAUUCGUCGCGUUCGAUUUUUAAUUCAAUUUCGCUCGGUCGACGAAACAAGGAGCAAUAAGGAGUUCAGGUUAGUCCUAGGGGUGAACGAAUGUUCCUGUAACCGGCAGGAUGUGCGCCUUCAAACGCGGCUCCGCGGGCCGUCCUGUUGCGCGAGGUGCGUUCUUAGUGAUGCGCGUCCCGGAUAAUACCUCGGUUCCGUGGCGCGCUACCAAGGUACAUUCCGUAUAUUUUCGUAGAAACUUCCCCCUUCUUCUUCCGCGACACAAUAAUCACUUGUUCGGCGUUUAGCGUUUAAGUAAGGGAAGAUUCUUUCUUUUUUUUUUUUCCUUAGUGUUAAGUAGCAUUUAACGUGACGUUAACCGCGACGCGCCCGUUCCGUCUAACGACGACUCUGUAAAUGGCUCUGUAACGAUUGUAAGGGCGAACGGCGAUACAAUCGAAUAUAUUUAGGUUUCACCUGGAAAAGACGUGAAUCCCUUAGAUUUACUUCGCCGCAACCUACUUCCGCCUUACGUGCACACACAUACACAAACACACCUGUCUUUCUUAAGCGCCGUUUUCUAGGUGACUCCGCCCACGUUCAAGGUAUAAACGGCAAAUGCACCUGCGUGCAUCGAGACGAGCGAGUAUCGAUUUAGCGUGAAAAUUGCACAUUGCGGAAUCAUUAACGCGACAACGAUUCGCCCUCUCUCGCCCCGUUUUCGAUCUCAGUAGAUCCCGAAUCGCAUCGUGAAUCGAGGGCUGUUGCCCGUCAAUGAGCGCGCGUUAGACGAGAGCGUGAUGGACGAUUGAUUAAUAAAAAAAUCAUGCAAUAA